Molecule: messenger RNA, 2025 nt
Organism: Myzus persicae (green peach aphid)
Lineage: Eukaryota; Metazoa; Arthropoda; Insecta; Hemiptera; Aphididae
Product: serine/threonine-protein kinase Nek8-like
Exons: 6
Coding region: 1099-1959 (286 amino acids)
Biological process (GO): protein phosphorylation
Molecular function (GO): ATP binding; protein kinase activity
Source: RefSeq, a predicted model, not a curated record
ACUUGUAAGUAUUUAUUAUUAAUUUUUUUAAUUUAGUGUUCAGUAUUUCGUUCAUUUUUUGUUAUUCUGUUUUUGUGCGCCAUCUAUUGGUCAACGACUGAAUUGUUUGAUAUUGUGUAUUUUAGACGUUUUUGGGAACCCUGCACAGUCUUAUCAAAUAUCGCUAGCGGAACAUACGUUUACUGGCUUACUGCCUUUAUUUUGAAUUAAUCUGGAUGGAUAGUGUGAACGUGUGAUAGACGAUAGUGGUAUUUAGUUACGAUACUGUUCUAUUUAUAAGUGCAGUUUUGGUUUUUACAUAAAAAUGAUAAAUGACGUUAUACAGUUAAGUGUCCAACUGUAGUUGUCUACUUGUCUGUAGACUGUAACCAUACAUCGUUGAAUGCAGGCACCGGUAAUGUGAUAUCUGCGAUUGUAAUUUUUGUUUGUGUAUUAUAGUAAAAAAUAAAAAUACCUAGUGACCAGUACUGACUAUGACGUCUGAUUGCCUUAAUAAACAUUAAUAAUAAAUUAAAAAGCCAGUCGAGAAGUUGACCGCCUUUUGCCGUCUGCGGGGUCUAUGCUGUUCCCCCUUUCUUUACUUCUUACCAAUUAUAAGGUACCUACUUAUUGUUGCUGCGUCUGAUUCAAUUUUACAAUUAAUACAGGCAAUACAGCUAUUCAAAUUAAUUUCAUCAAAUAAUUGAAGUAAGCCGAUCAUAAUUAUAUAUUACACAGCCACCUAUUGACUAAUGUUUCAUGAGUGUAAACUGCUUAUUAUAUUAGUAUUUACUAUUAAGUACGUUUUUUAUAAACUAGGUAAUUAGAUAACUAGGGUAAGUGUUGCUGUAAUGAUGUUCAAACAUUUAUGAUUCAUAUUUAUACAAUAUUAAUUGUUGCAUAUUUAUUAUCUCAGUAUAAAUUUUUAAGACAAUGCCAGAAUGAAUGCUAAGAUAGUCUGAUCUGUAAUGAAAUCAUACCUACCAUCUUAUAACUCUAUAUCAUUUUUUUAACUUUUACAGAUAGUGUUUAAGCUUGCAACGGGUCCAUAGUGACUGCAAUUAUAUAAGAUAUUUUUGUACAGUUUAAUAGAAAUUGUUGAUUAUUUUUUUUGUUAUCAUGGAUUCAUAUAACAUUGUUGGCGUACUAGGACGUGGAGCUUUCGGAGUUGUUGAACUGGUUAGAGACUUUAAUUUAAAGAAAUUAGCUGUGAUGAAAACCAUACAUAUAAAAUCCAUGUCAACAGAGAAUGUAAAGGAAGCUAUCAAGGAAAUUCAAAUUCUUCAAAUGUUAAAUCAUCCAAACAUCAUCAGAUAUUAUAAUAGUUUUCAAAAUAAUCAAAGUUUUCAUAUUAUUAUGGAGUAUGCCAUACACGGAACUUUAGAAAACUUUGUUAAUAAAUGUUCACUAACUUCAAAUUAUAUUCCUCAAAAUUGUGUAUUAAAUAUAUUUAGUCAACUUACCAUGGCUGUGGAUUAUAUCCACAAAAUGAAGAUUAUACAUAGUGAUAUUAAUCCAAUGAAUAUAUUAUUAACAGGGAGUCAAGGCACAAUAGUAAAACUUGGAGAUUUUGGAUCUUCCCACAUAUUAACCAGUGACAAAAUUGUUGGUGAAAAUUGUUGUACGCCAUGUUACAUGUCUCCAGAGCAUUGUUUUGGGAAACCUCUGAGAUUAAAAAGUGAUAUAUGGCAAAUUGGUUGUGUUUUAUACUAUUUGAUUACUACAAAACAUCCUUUUCAUGCAGAGAGUUUAGCAGAUACAAUAUCAAGCAUUGUAGAAGGAGUUUUGAGUAUUUCUGAAAAAAUGAACUUUUACGACAAUGAUGUGAUAAGGCUUUUGCAUGAGUUAUUAAAUCGUGAUCCAACAGUUCGACCUAACGCAUCUGCUAUACUUUCAAAUCCAUAUAUAUUACCCUAUGUAUUGAACAGCAAUUGUCAAUGGUUUAAAUCUGGUAGGAAAUCUUUGAACAAAAAUUAUUAGAUGCAUUCACUGACACAUUUUUUUUUUGUUAUUUAAGUAUAUAAAUAAGUAAGAAGUAAUUAUUAA